UCAGCCCUCAUCCCCUCAUUCAAAAACACAUAUAUAUACUAUAGCUAGCUGCCUUCAAUUCUGUGCGUGGUUUUUAGUGUGUUUUGUGUGUGUGAGAGAGAGGGAGGAAAAACAAGAGAGAGAUAUGGCGAAAUUGUACGUAAUUUUCUUGAUAGUUGCAUUUUCAGUACUAGGAAAUAUUGCCAGUGCUGCUAGAAACAUUCCUAAUGACCAAACCAAACCGGGUACUACCGCUAAUGCAUUAGCCCCUGUUGAGAACAAUGUGGUCAGAACUGCAAAUGCGCCGGCCGCUAACGGCGGCGUCGAUGAUCAGAAAAACUUCAUCUCCUAUGGCGGUGUAGGUGGCUGGGGAGGCGUUGGUGGCUUUGCCGGGGUGAUUCCGGUCCUUGGUGGCAUUGGCGGCGCCAGUGGGCUUGGAGGACUAGGUGGACUAGGUGGGGGAGGCGGCACUGGUGGGCUUGGAGGGCUUGGUGGACUAGGUGGACUAGGUGGUCUUGGUGGCGGAGGCGGCUCUGGUGGUCUUGGUGGCGGAGGCGGCUCUGGUGGUCUUGGUGGCGGAGGUGGUGCUGGUGGUGGAGGCGGCUGCGGCGGGCUUGGUGGUAUAGGUGCUAGUGGCCGUGUUGGGGGUGGAGCGCCCGGCCACACUAUACCUUAAAUUAAUUAUCAGAUGUCUUAGGGGUAUGUUUAUGUUAUUGUUGAUUCAAGGGUUUUAGGUAGCUAGAAUUUAAUAUUUGCUAUGUUAUUUCAAUUUGGAGGACUGCUAUUAUAUAUUAUUAUGUGUUUUAUCUUUAAGGAGUAAAAAUUCUGGAUAUUCUUGUA
Molecule: messenger RNA, 819 nt
Organism: Sesamum indicum (sesame)
Lineage: Eukaryota; Viridiplantae; Streptophyta; Magnoliopsida; Lamiales; Pedaliaceae
Source: RefSeq, a predicted model, not a curated record